This is a messenger RNA of Cinara cedri, 36695 nucleotides long. NCBI's taxonomy places the organism in Eukaryota, Metazoa, Arthropoda, Insecta, Hemiptera, Aphididae. The record is from the annotation of a GenBank genome assembly.
AUGAAAUUGUCCACAAAAUUGACGUAUAAUGUAAAAUUCACUGCUCUAAACAAUAAUUUAGGUACCUAUAUGUAUACUUAAUAUCAUAUAUUAUUAAAAAUUACAAAACAGUUAAAACUUAACCAAAUGGGUUUUGUAAACGAUUUAACUAAUAACGGCUUGCAUUUUAAUAUAAAGAUUUUGUUUAAUAUUUUUGUACCGAAUAGACACUCAUGUUUAAUAAUAUGCCGUCGGAAAAAAAAAAUAAAAAACGAAACAGUAUAUUAAAUUCGGCGACGUUACGAAGUAAAAUUUCACUCGAAUCCGAUCGAGAUUAAGUUUGUGGGAUUGUCUUUUGUUUAUUGAAUUACUUUUUUGGAGUUAUAUAUAUAGGGUGUAACUGGACUAUUUGAUAUUUUCACAUGCAAAUACAAUGUAAAAAUGUAAAAUAGUCCUGUUAAACUCUGUAUAUGCCUGAAAAGUGGUUUCGGAUUUUAAUUUUAGUCUGCUGGAUAGUCCUGUACAUGGGACAGAACUACUCUUCUGCGCCGCAUGAGAUCAGAAUUUAUCCGCGUGAAACGAACGACGGCGAUCGUAAAUUGAAUACAAGGCGUCAUUUUUACAAUUUUCGUUAUUUUUCUUUUACGAUUUCGCAAUAUUCAAAACUUUAAUUUAAAAAAUCGUAUUCGAAAAAGAAAAGGUUCAAUAAUAAAUCAUCGGCCUUCAAGUCAAGUCAAACGUAAAUCUGUACGCAGUGAAAUAAAAAUUACGAUAGUAUUUUCUCACGGCAAUAUUUUACACCACACAAAUCGAAACCGGAUGUUUAAAAAUUGCAAUAUUAAUCUAUAGUUGCCUCACACUUGAACAAUGGACUUUUAAAAUAGUUUUUCGUUUAUUUCUGAAUGCUGACUUAGCUAUCCGCAAAAAAAAAGUCCAUACUGGGGAUGGGUGUGCCACUGUUGUAGGUGAGAAGUUAGGAAGGUAGGAUGUUUAAAGUUAUUUAGUUUAUAUCUGUACGCAACGAUAAACCAUUGUUAACGGAAAAUGAUUCUGAGCGAAUUUCGGUUAAACAUGUUUUGAAAUUUAGUAAUUUUUCCAAUUUUCGUCAAAAUUUAAUGUUAAAAAACGUUCAUAUAAAAAAAUUGUUAUAUUACGCUUAACUUUUCACCAAUAAGUAUAAUUUAUAAUGAACGUCGAGUUCAUUUUUAAACGAAUUUUGUUUAAUCAAACAAUUGUAUCCAUAUAAUAACUAUCAAAUACAAAUAAAAAAUACGAAUAUUUUAAAUGCCUAUAAAUAGUACAAAAAUCACCAGAAUAUUUUGAAAAUUUUGCUUCGUUUAGAACUAUUAACUAAAUUACAAUAACAUAAUUUUAGAAUCUAAACGAACUAAUAAUAUUGUAAAAUAUAGAAUACAUAGACAUGAACUUGACCAAGUCGCAGUCACCAUUUCGACUUGAAACCAUAUUGCCGUUAAAAAGAAAAACAGUACCCCGUUUAUAUAUAAUGUUUAUGACGUAUGUGAUUAUUUAUCAAUCAUCACAGUAUACCUGCAUACACCUUGCGCACCUUGAGUGACAAUAUUAAUAUUAUUAUACUGAGGACUUAUAAUAAUGGCAUUAUUAGUUAUUACACGAGAUCGUGUAUGCCAACAAAAUUUAUUUUCGUUCGGUCGAUCAAUGUUGAUAUUUGAUUAAUGUAAUUUAUAACGAGUUUAGAUAGUUUACGAAGUUAUCGCCAAAGACAUAUUAUUAAACUAUUAUUAUAACGACUUUGGUGGGUUCAGUGUGUUUAGUGCGUGACGCGUCUACGAUUAACAAGUAUCGAUAAAUCAAAUAACAAUGACAAUACAAUAACAGUUUUAGAUUCUGAACGGAGCGAGGAAUGUUUUGGUUUUACAAUAAUGUUUAUAUUUUUUUUAUGAACAUAGUUUCUACUAGAAAUGUUGCUCUGAUUUUUAAGUGAAGCAUCAUUUCUGAAAAGAAAUUUGAUUGGAAUGGUACAGUAGAAAUGUGAUUUUUCGAUUUUCCCAGCUAUUUUCAUAAUAAAUGGGAAAAAGUGGAAAAAUGUACAAAAUUUAUUAUUUUAAAAUUGUAAAUAUUACUACUUUUUAAAACAUGUAUAACCGAACUCAGCUCAGAAUCGUUUUUCGUUAGCAUAGAUAAAUCGUUACGUACAUCUGUACGUAGAUAUACAUUAAAUUUUCCCUCUACCUUCCCAAGUUAUUAUUUAGAAUAAUGGCCUAUUUUAUUAACUAAUUUUGUGAAAAAAAGUUAAAUAAAUUACCGUUCCGUGCAUCUAAUUUGAAAAAAGUAGUGUACGUUAGAAUAUCUUAAAAUUUAGUCGGGAUCCUCAGUCCCUUUUCGUCCUCUAGUCAACCACUAAAUUACAAUGCACUUUAUUACUUGAGUCGGUGCCAUCUCUCAAUAAUUUUUAAUACGCAUUAACUGUGACUUCUCGUUCUAGUCGGAUUACGAGGUGUUAUUCGGGCCGGAACGUGACGUUCGAAGAGAGACGGAGAGAGGGAUACAGAGUGCAUUUUUAUUUUACUCCCCCACUUUAACCCCUCUCCCUGUUCAACUGAAAAAGGUCCUAUCGAACAGUGUGUAUAAAUAAAUAAAUAUAUAUAUAUAUAAAUAUUAAGGUACUACAGGGUGAUUGUUUUAAUAUCGACCAGUGAUUAUCAAUGUAUACGAAGAUUUUAAGUAAAUAUGAAUUCGGGUUUUUUCACACAUUACCUACUUAUUUAUUACUAUAAAAUCGCGGAACGAUCUUGUUUAAAAUAUUUUAAAAAUUUCACCUUCAUCCCGUAUUUACGUAUCAACUUUUGACGACGGGUUGGGUAUCCACGAUAUGACGGGUCACAUUCACGUUUUUAGAGAUAAUAAUGACCUUUCCGUGUUAUCCUAUUAGGUCUAAAUUUGUAACCGUUAUAACACUAACAAAUGGUAAAUCUUUUUCGGAUCCGCAGGUUAUGUUCAGGUUAUUAUAUUAUAUUAUAUAUUUGCAAAUCUAUAUUGAUCUAUUUCAUUAAUUUUAUUAAUCAAUAUUAUAUAUUUAAAAAUCGUGUGAUACACCGGUUAAUAGCGAUGAUAUUGAUAUGGGUGUCGGUUAUAAGGAUAAAAUGUUGAAAAAAAAAAAAUGAAUUGUAAAUACCUAUAUAAGAUCGUGAUUACGGCUUAGAAAAAAAAAAAUCACUCUGUAUACCGCAGUGUUUACGGAGAGUCGUAAAUGCACUCCCGUAAUGGCGCGUACACGGUACAUAGUGGCGAUAAUUACGUUUGGCCCGCCAAGGAAACGUUCGUUGGCGCGCCAAAGGCGGCAGUGGCGGCGCGGACGGACUUGCGAUGGUAAAGGCGGGGUAGCAAAUUCGCCCCUGUGGCGGCGCGGCCAAGGGGCGGUCGAGGCGUAUCACUGGCGCCGACUGCCACCGACCGUCUGCCGGCGGCGGACGGCGGUGGCGGCACGCUUGGGCCACACGGUCGCCACCGAGACGGUUCUCGUCUGUUGUUGCGUCGUGUACUCGCGCGCGCCGUACACUCUGUUGCUCAGUGUACGGGACGACGACGGCGGCGAAGGCCGACGCGCGAACUGUUACGACCACUUCGUCGUUAUAAUGAUGGUAUACCAGUUCGUCGUGGUUCGCUACUACGCCGCGACCGUAUCGGCGGUUACCACCGCCGGCCGGUGAUCGGGGUGCACGUAGCUGAUACACGGCACCGCGUGAGUUACCGCCGCGGUUACGAAGACGAGACGCCAUACCUGCAGUUCAAAGUAAGAUCGUAUAAUAAAUAUAUAAAUAUAUUUAUGUGUAUGUAUACUUAAACAAUGCAGGAAUAAUAUUAUGGACUCAUAUUAAUAUUACUAAGGGGUUCUUGUCUAUGAGGUGGGAUUUAGAAAAAUAAUACGGAUAUACAUUAAAAAAUGUCGCAUUGUUUAGGUGAUUAUUUCGUUCGUUUCCGGUGCACAUUAAAUAGGUAUCUGUUAAAAUACGAGUUUUCACUGUAUUUUAAACUAUAGGCAAUUUGAAAUAUUUUACACCCAUAAAUUUCGGUUUCGUAAUAUUUGUCCUUAAUUAUACGUUUAUUGAAAUUGACUACACACCAUUUGAAUGAUCACCUACCCCAUAGUAAAAGUUGUUUGUUUAUUUAAAAUUCUUAAGGACGUGUCCAAUUUACAAACAUAUUUUUAGUAAUAAUACAGGUUGUAAACAAAGGUAAUGUUGACGUGUUUUUUCUUCUGAACUAUAACUAGGAACGUUGAAAAAAUAAAAACGAAACAAAUUAUUUCAAUAAAUCAAAAAAAUAUAUAGAUUAUUAGUUACUCAAUUGUUACCAGGAGACAUUUAAAUAUUUAUUAAGUUAUUCGACGUGCGAUUUCGAGAGAAAUUUUUUAACAUAAAAUAAUUGAUUAUUUCGUACAUUAAGUUUGUUUACUUUAAAAUGUAUCCUGCUUAGCAUAAUUGAGUCGUUAAUCUCAUUAUAUUAUAAUAAUUUUAAAAUAAAGGUAGUAUAUAUUAAUUCUGCAUGUUUUCUAUGGGGGUUGUUUUUUUUACUUAAUAAUGAGAGUAGUGUGGGGUUUAGAAUUUAAAAUAAGUAGGAAUAUAAUCUGUCUAUUCCUGGAAUAAUCCCGUCAAAUUUCACAUUGAUCAUUUUUAUAAAGAAAAAAAAAAUGAGAAAUUCUAGGUUUAAUUAUUUUUACUAUAAUAACCAGUGUAAAAAAAAAAUACAAACAAUUAACUUCGGUUAAAAAGUUAUGCACAUUUUCUAACUAACUUUUUAUAGUCAACAUUAGUUACGACGAUUAACUUUUAACAAACUAACUCGUUAUCUAUUUUUUCUGUUAACAUAACUUUAUCGAGUUAUAAUUGUAUUCGUUAACUUGUCCGGUCUUAUAGCAAUAAUUAUAAUGUGUCACCGGAAUGUUAAAUUUAUUUGAAAAUGUCUAUUUUUAAUCUACUAAUCUAAAAAUGAAAGUUCACACUGACAUAUUGCCGAUAUUGCGUGUGUUGGGUUUUAUUUUAGAUUUUGAUCGCAGCACGAAAUUGGUUUUACUAAGAUGUAUGCUUUUCAUUUUAUGUUUUUUUUUUUUAUCUUUAAGCGACUCUUCUACCAGAAAUCUUUGUCCAAUAAAAAGAUGACAGAAGACCUUUUUUGGUUAAAUUUUUGAUCUAAUUGGUGCGUUGAGGAAGUCAUUAUAUUGAUUUUCUAAGGGGGGUUAUUUUAACAAUCGAAAAAACUCAGAGUAAAACGUUUAAAAAACGGAAAAGUUUACGACACUAAUGAAUUCUUUAGUUUUGAUUUUGGUUUUUGUUCUAAAUUCCUUAAAAAUUACCGUAGAGAACUGGCAUUUUCACAGAAAACUUUUAUUAGCCUUUUCUAGACAUGUUUUUGAAAUUAUUGUGGAGAUUUUUGAGCUGUUUAUAGGUGAAUUUUUUUUACAUAGUUUGUAUUUUGUAUGUAUUCUGUGGAUACAAUGGUAAUUCAAGGUUCAAUAUAAGUUCAACUUAGUAGUUAAAAGUAAGGUUGAGCUUAAUAGUUUUUUUUAUAGGUGUUUUAAGAUCAUAUUUUGAUGAAAAUCAUAAAUAACGAAUCGAGGACCUGCGAAAUUCUCUGCACAGUGUCUCGAUCACUCCCACUUCCCACAUCCCACAGAUGCCUCCCACUUCACCAAAAAUAUAUUACACCCUUCUGAAAAUGUGUGUAUGUAGGCGUAUGAGUGUGUGACGCUGUGCGUGUAUAACUAUUAUGACUAUUUUUGGUGUUAUCAACAGUGACCUGUUGGUUAUGGAUAUAAUUAUAAUUAUAAUAGGUAAUAUUAAACGACAAAUAAAAAGAAAAAAGAUAGACCCCCUCCCACCGUAAUACAAAAUUUCCGAGUACGUCUCCGGCCUCAAUCCUUAUUCAAGCCGGAACAUAUCAGCUAGCGUUAUAAGCUCUUAUUUUUUUUUUAGAUUCUGGGAAGAGCGAGAAAUAGUAUUGGUUUUACAAUGACGUUUAUUAUCUUUUUAUUUUUUUUGUGGACAACUUUUCUACCAGCAAUUCAAGUAUGGUACUUUUUCUGAAAGGAAAUCUGACUAGGGUGAUACUUUAGGGAAGUUAUUGUUUGAUUUUCUCAGGGGUUUUCAUAAUAAAUGGGGAAAAAUGGGAAAAUUUACGAAAUUUAUUAUUUUCAAAUCGUAAAUAUUACGGCCUUUUAAAACAUGUGUAAUCCGACUCCGCUCGGAAUUGAUUUUCGUUGGCAAAGAUCAAUCUUUUCGUACAGAUUUACAUUGAAUUGCCCUCUAUUUCUUACCUUCCCAACUUCUCAUCUACAACAGUGACCCACCCAUCGUGCGAAUUAUGUCCGACUUUUUUUUACAUAUUUGUUCAUGUUACUACGGCGGGACGAGAGCGUUAUUAUAUUAUGAUGUACGCAAUAAGUAUCGCAUUGUGACGACGUUUUCGACGCGUUUCCCGGAGAGACCCGUGAGUGAAAUCACCGACGGCGCGUUGACACGCGGCGUGUUUUUUUUUUCCACGCCGCGCGACGGACCGCGGAUAACGGUUUUACAUUAUAAUACGCGCGGUAUGCUCGUACGGUCGCACACACGACGAAUAAUAAUAUUCUCCCGAAGAGGGGGAGGGGGGUGCGAGGGGCGGGAAAAUGCUUAUUAUUAUCGUAAUAAUGUCGAACGAUCGCGGCGCGGCGACCCGCGAAAACCCCGCCGAACGUACCGGUAUUACCUGCCGAGGCGACACCCCCGGCUAUUGUGCCGGAGAAAUAAAAUAUUGUAUUUGUGACGACCGCCCGCGGUACCUUUCCCGUAUGCGCGCCGCGGCGGAAUAGAAUCGGUUAGGUCGUGACGGCGCGGCGGCGAAAAUAUUACGUGAUCCGAAAACCGAAAUUGCGAAAUACGUCCCGAAUAAACACGACGGUGAGGGGAGGGGAGAGGGCGGGGAGCAGAGUUAUAUAACCGAACCGAUAAACGCGAGCCGCCCGUAUAAAUAUUUAUAAAUUUAAAUUUCCCGAAAAUAAUAAUUACCUAUUCGUCACGUUUUCCGAAAUAAAAUGACGUGCCUAUUAUUGUCCGGGCUCGCCUACGACUUUUUAUCCGCACCGUAAUAUCCCCUCGCUUUAACGGUAUAUUGUCUAGAGACGUAUACGAGCGUAUUAUACGAGGGCUAAUCAAAAAGUAUCGAGACUGAUAAUAUUACUCGGAAACCGAGCGUUGAAGAGCAAAACGAUUUGUAAACCUAGCUUCUAUGACUUAUACUGAGCACAUCUAUUCGUAUAAAAUUUCUAUAAAAUUCUUCGUUUUGAUUUGACGAUAUUUUUCUGAAAUUUGUUUUUUACGUUUGGCGAUUUCGUAAUGAAUCCUAAAGAAGCGGAACUUGCUGCCACUCGAGGGCACAUUUUCAGUUUUUCAAUUGACAUUUAAUGGUAAAAACCAACGAAAUGUUGCAUCCCUCUGAAACUGGAAAAAAAUGCAGACAAAUUUUCUAAAAUCUCCAAAUCUGUCAAGUUACUCUUCUUUUGGGUUUAUUAAAAAAUCGCCAAACUCGAAAAAUAUAUUUUACAAAAAUAUCAGUGAAAUCAAAACGAAGAAUUUUAUAGAGAAGCAAUAAAAACAAAUGUACUCAGAAAAAGUCAUAGAAGCAAGUGAUACCAAUCCUACUGCUCUUCGAUGCUCCUUUUCCGAAUGAUACUACCAGUCUUGAUACUUUUUGAUUAGCCCUCGUAUAUAUACAUGGUAACUGGGGGUGCCGAACGUUACCCCGCCGUUUUUUAUUGCGUUACCUUAUGAGCGAUUUGUCAAAAAAAAAAAAAAAAAAAAAUCGUCUUGCUUUAUUAUUCCACAACACGGUCACGACGUUGUAAAUAAAUUAUUACGCCGUCGGCUGUAUUGAAUUCGAACGUACACAGAGAUCGCUCGACCGAUUACAAUAUUUCUGUAAUUAUUCGAUAUAUGAAUUCCACCCGAUGCUGACUUAUCUUCGAUAAGUUAUUGACUAUCCACCGGCCGGCUUAGAUUCUUUUCGCAUCCUUCCACCUUUGUUUCGAACUACUCGGUUUCAUUACGUUCGAUUUUGGUUUUUGUUGUUAUUCGUUUGGAAAUAACCGUGUAUAGAGCUGAAAUGUUAGGGGAGAGUGGCAGAACACUCAGGCCCGACGAGAGGGAGAGGCAGCCGGGACUGUAGUCCUAGGGCCAGGGCUUUAAAGAUCAAAACAGCUAGAUAAUAUAUAGAUAGAUCCUAUAUUUUAUCUAAUUCUAAUCAUUUUUAGUUUAAUUUCAUACAAUUUUACUAUACAACUUCAUCUUUUUAUAACAUUUUUAAUAUAGUUUUUCGUUUUAAAAUCAAAAGUGAAUAAUGGUUUCACGCCCGAAAAUAUGUGUGAAAAAAUUAAGGACGACAUAAAAUUUUAGACAAUAUUAGUCUAAAAAUUAUUUACAUAAAUUAUUUUUUGAAAAAUAAGUAUUUUGUAGAAGAUUUGACGGUGACGUGAAAUUUUUAAAAACCCUGUACCGUGAUACAUAGAUUUUAAUAAUUGUAUGUCCGGGUACGAUAAAAUAUAUAAUAACAUUAAAUCUUAUAUGACAUAAGACUAUAAAACAGUUGUACUAUAAAAAAAAAAAAAAUCAAUGUUUUAUAAAAUGAUUUCUAUGCGUAUAUAGCCAGCUGAACUAUAAACGAAAUAGCAGAAACGCAGUCCCGUUGUUUUCUACACUAUACAACAUAAUACUUGUUUUUUUCUUCUUAUACCGAUAGAUGUACAAAUUUCGAAAAUCUUUUAAAUAGUUAUGUAAUGAAGCUUUUCGUUGUAUAAGUAGGUUUUUAAAAUUAAAAAAAAAAAAGUUUCUUCAUAUAUUGCAAUACGGUAUAUUAUGCAUUUAAUUUGUUGUAUUCGGAAGGCAUUAGGACAUUUCAUUUUUGCUGAAAAUGCAAAUUGUGAACAAAUUUCACAAACAACGCCGAGUUUUUACUUUAAAUUGAUCGGCAAUGCUAUUGUUUUUUUUUUCUUUUUAAGUUAUUUCAUUUUAACAACGAAUCAAUAUAACAUCGCGUUUUUAUAAUUAUUAUUUGAAUCCGUUUGCAAGUUUUAACUGUAUAGUUGCAACUUGAAAAAUUACAAUUAUACCGUUUGUCACAUAAUAUACGUCCCUAUAAAUUAUAAUGCACGACAUUACCUCUUAAAAAUAUCGAUAAAUAUUGUCGUUGUUUUUGUAAAAUAUGCAUAAAAAAGUUCAAGGACAAACAUCACAGUAGUCGUUUGCUGCACACUAUGCAAUUUGGUUUAUAUAAUAAUAUCGAUUUAUUUUAUAAUUAAAUACCUCAAAAAACGAUCGACUUUAUACCGUCAUUUAGGAGCUGACGGCCAACGCAUAUUAAUACAAUAUUGUUAUCUAUGUCUUACAAACGCGCGGUAUAGUGAAUAAUUCGCGUUCGGACAAACCAAUUAGGCGUGCUGUCAGUUAUGUUAUUCAGUUGAACUUACGUAUUGUCCAAUACUCGAAGUUAUACGAUUAUAAUUAUGCGCGUGUGUAAUCUUUCGGUCCGGUUUCUUUCGAUUAUUUGAAUUUCUAAAUGGGAUAGAAGAGCGUUUUUAAAUUUUCAGGUAUUUUAAGUUUCCAUUUCAUGUUGAAAUUGCGAUGUUUCGCACACUCUUCGUCCUUAUCUCGCUUGAAAAUCAUAAUAUCGAGGGAAACAUAGACGUAUACAAACACGGACAAUAUUUUUCCAUUUUUUGGCGAGUUAGUUUCUGGUAAAAAGUUUGCUAUAUUGUAGGCUACAUUUUGUUGCCAAAGCGUUUUGUUUACGCUGCACAGAAUUUUACCAAUGAAGAACCAGUAAGGCAUUGGCAGAAAAUGUUUGACUGAAUUAAGAACCAACGAUAGCGUACUUAAUAAAAUAGAUGAACUCAAAGAAUAAUUAUGAUUAAUAAAAGAAAGAAGAUGGAGAUUAUUGCGACGCACUAUAAGACACAAUAAUUAUAAUAUGUGCGAGUGUAAAUUCCCAAUCGAAAUUACAAAAAUAGUCAAAAUUAUUGAAAGUAACCAUAAUAUUGGUCAAUAUUUCUUUUGGUGGAAACGAGUGUUGGCGAAAAAGGAAGAGGUUAAUUUUGGUAGAUAUUCACGGAAAUAGGGUCGGGAGAUUCGUUUGGCGAAAACGGGAAUAUAGGAAAAAGGGAAAGGUUUUUUUUUUUUGGUAGAAACUGGUCCCGCUAAUUUUGCACAUACUCUCGGCGUAAUAAACCGAUGAAUUUGAGCAUACGAGUUUUAUAUACGUACAUUGAAAACGGAUUUUGACGUCAUAAGGGGAUUGGUGACGGUGUAUAUUUUGAUCGGUUUAAAUCUAAAUGCCAAACGAAAUUGUACAAAUUGUAGGAAUUAUGUUUGACGGAUUUAAAUUUAAAAAAAACGGAUUAUAAUUCUUUAGGUUCAUUAUUAGGAUAUGUUGGAAAUAGAAAUUUAAUUUGUUAAUUGAAAAAUGUUCAAAAAUAUAUUUAAAGUACAUCCCUUUUAGUUAUGAUAAACAAAUUUAAAUUUAAAAAUAAUAAUUCCAACGUAUCAUAGUUUGGAACCUAAUGAUUAGUAAUACGUUUACAAAAUCGAAUUCCGUCAAAUGUGAUUUCUAUACAGUUUGGUCUGGCUUUUUGAUCAUAUUCGCCGGUUAUAACGUCCAUAUCUCUUCUCAUUAAUAUGAUACCAUGCAGUGGAUUCGUGGAAAAGAUUUUAUUAUUAAGGUAGUUGUCGAAGUAUGAAAACUUUUUUUUUUUAAUUUAACAAAAUCUGAGACAAUUUGGAUAAUUCUGUCGAAAAAUACUAAAAUUCCUUUAAAACAAUGCAUAUCAUAAAAUGUAUCGUGUGUCAAUAUAUUUAAUUAAUUUAUAUAUGUAUACUUGGAGAUUAUAAAAUGUCAAAUAUUUCAAAUUUUAAGCGCCAAAUACAAUAUAUUAUUAUGAUUUAAAAUCGUCUUUUGAUAAUAAUAUGUAACGCCGUAUAACGACUAGAAACUUUAUGACAGUACGGAUUAUAAGACGGUAUCGUGUGCACGGCGUAUUUCGUAUAUUAUAUUAUUUUCUUUAGUUUUAUUAAAUCGUACCGGCACAAAAAAAUAAUACUUAAAGACAAUAAUAACAUCUUGAAAAAUCGCAUUCAUUCGAGAAAAACUAAAAAUACUAUUCGGUAAAGUAUUAAUAGGUACUAAAACCGAACUCGUCCGAUUUUCUUUUAUUUGUAUAUUUUAUUGAAUGCGCUUGUUGUUAAAACAUUAUUAUUGUAAAAAUAAAAAACAAACGUUCCGUAAAAUACAGGGUGUCUUCCUUAUGCUAAUGACUGUCAAUAGUCAUUAUUUUUUUUUAAUCGGGUUCCAUGGGUGACGCAUGUGUAGAGAAAGAUGUAAUUUUUAUUUUUAUUUAUUUUUAAAAAAAAUAACUUUAUUCUAUCACUUUUUAAAUAUAUUCUAAGUAUCACAAUUUUAAUUAUAUCAUACAUUCAUAUUUUAUUAUUAGUUUUUUAAUUAUAGUGGAUUUAAUAUAUAGAAAAUAGGUUGAAUACAAUCAAUUUUUUCAAUAAUUAAGUAUUAAGGGAUGAAAAUAAAAAUUAAAUUUUUCUUUACAUAUUUGUCUCCCCUCGGCAAUUAUUAGCAUAAAGAUAUAAAGAGAACACUGUAGGAUACCUGUAUAUUAUACAAUGGUUUCCACAUUUUUAGUGGAAUCGUCUGAAAUUAUUUUUUGCUCGUGCAUUUUUUAAAUUUUGUUUAUAUUAUCGAUACCUACUCUGCACAGAGUAAUAAACACAGCAACAAGUAUAAUUUCCGGAUAUUAUAAUAUUUAUGUAUAAUUCGUUUUUAUUAAUCAUCAUAAAAUAUUAAUUAAUAUUUAAAAAACUAUCUCGUGUUAAAAUUUAAAACUGCAUUAAUAUUAUAGUGCAAAAUAUUGCUGAAUAAAUUGAAUGACCUCAAAAAAAAAAAAAAAAUAAUAAUAAUAAUAAAAUAAAAAAAAAAAAUCAAUGAAUGUCGAUGCGUUACUUUGUACAUUAAUUAUAAUAAUUACAAGAUGUGCACAUCGUAAAGAAAAAAUUAUCCAAGUUUAUACAUUAAAAAGUUACACAUUGUUUUGAUAGAGACUUCAAAUUCCCAUUAUACUUUUUUAUUCAACGCAAUAUUCGGUAAUUUUUAUAGAUUUUAUAGGUUACAGGAAUGCACAUAAUUCUAACGUUUUGUCUUUUUGUGAGUUCGUGUUUUCAUUAGCUUGUUGCUAGCCACGUAAAAUAUAUAUAAUCGGUCGUUUUUGUUUAAAAAACGAUAUAAAAUGACUGUGAAAAUCAGUUUUUAACUACAAAAUCCAGAAAUGAUAUGACGUGUGACGGAAAACACAAAGAAAUAAUUGGACCCGUAAUGAACAAUUUAGAUCAUGUCCCAUGGAUGGUAAACAAAUUAACGGAUAGUAAACAAAAAUACCUCAUUUUAGGAUUUAUCGCAUUGUUGUGCUCUCGUGAUGUGCAGCGACGAUAAUGGAGACUUGUACGAGCGGAAAGAAAAUGUGCUUUGAAAUCUGAUUAAAUAACCAUAUAUAAUUAGUAUAAUAAAAUCGUUUUCGAACAAUUUCAUCUUACUGAUAGGUUUAAUUCGUUCUACACAAAAAUGAAAAACAAACCAUUAUAUAAAAUUGUACAUCAUUAUUAUUAAAAUAUAAAAAACCUUUCGAAUCACUAAAUAAAUUUUUUAAUAUUUUACAUGAUGCGACCGUUCGAGUCAGGAAAAUAGUGCUAAAAAUUAGGCAAGCGAACCAGGAAUCGAAUUCGAGUAUCUCGCUUAUCGAGCGGGUGCUUUACCACUUGUACCUGACUUCUAACAUUACUUCCACUGGACUUAUACCACGUCUAGAAAGGGGAAAUUUUCUGUCAUAGUUUCAAGUCUUUAUGAAUAUUUUCAACUGAAUCACAACAAAAAUUGAAAAUAAUAAAAUCAUUAUUUUCGUACAUUUCCUCAUUCUUUCAACGUUUUUCAGGUUUGCCCAAUUUUAAGAAAAAACGACAGAGACAAUUAAAAAACGACUUUCUUACUUACCAACUAGGUUAAACAUGCAACAAAAAAAAAAUCGUAUGCCGUACAUUUUUUUUUUCAGUUUUCCCGGUUAAUAUAAAAACUUCUAGGGAAAUCAAAAAAUUACCAUUUCAAUGCUUUAGUUAGAUAAAAUUUCCUUUUAAAAAGAUGCUACUUUUGAAACGUCGGAACAAGAUUUCUGAUAGAGAAGUUACUUACAUUGGACACAAAAAAAAAAUAAAAAUACAAAAACACACAUUUUAGUAAACCCGGCUACGCUUCGAAUCUAAAAAUAAUACAUACCAUAAACACAUGCAACUAAAUAAAAUCGAACGUAUCAAUCAUUAAGGCAUUGCAGUAUUUUAUAGCCGACGUUUAUUGUUAAACACGCGAUAUUGCGCAACAAUUCGCAAUGCAUGAAGUCCGGAUUUAUAUAAUUUGUAAUAUAAGUAACAAGUGAAAUUGACGACUCAUACUGACGCACAAUUUGUUCGUUUAUUCCGCGACCAAAAUCCAAUGUUAGAAUAAAUAGGAUAUAAUAUUUUAGGUACAUACUUACAUAUUAUACGUUUUUCUUCGAUUAUAAUAUUUUAUCAGUGUUAUAAAAAUGUUUUUACGAAUACCUACUUAACAUCAAAACAAUGAUUAGCAAAACGCAAUUAUCAGCAAGAACUAGCAGUAAUAGUAAUUCAGUGGUAGGUUUGUUGCGUUGGGAGUGUAAGGUGAGUAUUGAUUUUGACGUUAUUUCGACCAAUUUCUUAAUAAAUUGCUCUUGUAAAACUUUUUAUUGGCUCGUUCGUAAGCUAAAGUUUAACAUCAAUAAAAUAUAGGUAUGUCGUAGGAAAACCAUGCAUUAAAACUCGGGGUAUAGUAAUAUUAUUAUUAAACAUUUCGUUUAGAAAAUUUCCCCGCCGAUAUAAAAAAAUACCAGGUGGGUAUGUUAUUAUACUUAUCAUAAAAAUAUAACACGAACGUUUUUUUUUUUCUGAAUAAAAUAUGUAUGUCUAGAAUAAUAUAUUUAAAACACAUUUUAUAUACAAAAUUAUACAAAACUUUCUACCCGUACCGUUCCUAUAUUAUACGUAUUAAUAAUAUGUAAACGACAGUUUUUAAAAACGAAUUUUAUUCGCUUGGAAUACUACAAUUCGCAGAGUAAUAUAAUAUAUACAUAUAUACAUUUUUUUUAUCGCGAUUCGUGCAACGAUAACAUAAAAACCAUAAUAAAAUAAUUAAACAAAGUCGAUACGAUUUUAUUUUAUUUUUUCACUAUAAUUAAUUAUUUCGAAUCGUUAAUUGUCACCACAUAUUUAUAAAUUCUACAGUGGCGGUUAUAAUAAUUGGAAUUUAAGAGAAUAGUGGGGGUUGAAGUAGUUUAAUUUUAAAAAUUACUACCCCCAAAAAACUAAAUAAACGUACAAAAAGCCAUAUUAUUUAUGAGAGAAUAAAAAUAAAAUAAAUUGAUUACCUGUAAUGAAAUACUUAAUCCCUAUUUCGUACUAUACUUAAUAAAUAAAUAAUAAUCUCUUGCUGUCCGGUAUCACAAAAUUAUAUUACAAACCUGAAGACAAAAAUAUAUUCAAGUCUUUAUUUUUGAUUUUUCCUUAUUUUACAUAAGUAAAAAAUAAAUAAAAAAUUGUAAAAAGCUACGGAUAAAGGGCCCCACCCAUCCUUGGGCAUAUUAACCUGAACUUGACGGGUAAUAUAUAGUUGGAAAUACAAUUUAUCGUAUCAAAUUUUUGUAUAAAAGUUUAUUCGAAAAAAAAAAUAGUAUGACGUAUAGAGUCAUUUCAUUUAUAUCUGAAUACAAUGAUUAACACAAAACCCGACCGAACAAAAAUGUAAAAAAAUGAAUAUUGACAGUUUUUAGCAUUCAAAUAAAACUGUAGGACACCGUGUGUAUUCAAAAAAAGAACUAAUAUUUCUAAUGGGUGAACUACUUUUGUAGGCUGAAAGUUAGGUAGGUAGAAUACAUACAGUUAUUUAUUUCACAUCUGUACACACUAUAUAUUAAGAAGGAGUAGUGAUAGAAGGGUAAAGAUCCCCAGGAAGACUUCUUUAUUCGUUUAUGAGGUAUACAAAACUCGGAUGCAAUAUAAAAUAGAGCUAAAACAAAAUGGUGAAUGACUUUUUAGUAUAGAGAGAGACGCUGUAAACAAACUAAUGGGAUAAAAGAAAAAAAAUAUGUAUAGUUGUAUAAUAUACAAUUAUUUUAUUAAUAUAUAAUAUAUACAUUGUAUAUAGUAUAUAAUAUAUUUUACUGAAUUUGUAUACAAAUUGUUACACGGUGUUUUCUUUUAUUUAACAAAAAUAAAGAUAUCCCCGUAAAAAAAUCCGACAGUCUAGCUGUUCGAACGUUACGAGGUUUCCUUAGAGUUUUUUUCGUUGGUUAUAAUAAUAUAUCGUUUUUACCUUCGCUACUUUUAUCCUCUAUGCUAGACGUGAAACUGUAUGAUAACCUCUCCACGUAAGGAAAAACCGAAUAAAUUAUUCAUAUUGUAUAAUAUUAAAAUAUAAAUGUUCAUCAAUAUAUUUGGUGGCGAACUGGUCGUAGAAAUUUCCCAGUGAACCUAAUGUGGCCACUUGAAAAAACAAAUUACCAUAGUGUAGAUGUCUGUAUGUAGUAAAAGUACUUAUAAAGUUUUUUUUUUUUUUGAUUAUGAUCUACAAGAAGAAGAAAAGUGUAUGCAUCGAUAAUGUAUUUUUAUAUGAAAUACUAAUCACAAAAAAGGAAUCAAAUUCUAUAGAAGGCACACAAAACUGGAACAUACCCUGAAUUUGUUCUCUUUUUGCACUAAGAACUAACUUUAGCGGCUGAUAUUUUCAUAAAGGUUCGAUGCGAACUAGCCCUAUUAUUACACAAAACAUGUAUUCAAGGUAACUAAAUUUAGUUAAAAAGUGGACAUGUUCCCUACCCGCAAUUAAUGAUUUAUGUGCAUUAUUUAAAUUAACGAAACAACCUGUGAAUACAAAAUUUAUUUAAACAAAAUAUAUAGGUAAUGCACAUCAUAUUUUAUCAAACAUUAACCGAGAUAAAAGUUAUAAACAAGUUUAAAUUAGAAGGUUUUACGAGAAAAGGCUUAAGUUAAUAUCCAAGAAAACAAAAAUUUGAUAACUGUUUGGUUUUUAUUUUAUUUUAGGAUUGUGCUUUUAUAUAUUAUUAUUAUUUAUUAACGCCUAGGCAGGCAAUUUGUACACAUUUGUAUUAGCCGUUUUAAUUUACUUGAGACAUUUGGCAUUUAAUUUUUAUAAGAUUUACGCUUUUCCUCAUUCCGACUUAACUUCUUUUAUGUAUUAUGUGACCUAAGUUAUUAGAUACCAUCAAAUCCGGUUUAACCUUUUUUCUCCGACGACGUGACUCACAGCGGUCUGAAAUAAAUAUUUAGCUUACAAGAAUAAAUAAAAUUGUGUCCAAAAUAUAGAACUUUUUCAAAAAAUUAAAUGCUAAAAACAAUAAUUCCCAACGCAUUUCCGGUUUUUUUUUUUUGUAGGUACAUGACUCAGCAAUCAAAAUUGUACAUACAAAUAAAUGCAUAUAUAAUAUAUUAUAUUGUAUGUUAUGAAUAAAUUUGUGUGCACACGCGACUGAAAUAGCCAAUAUUAUUCACGAACGAAUAUUACGACACCGCCACGGUCUUAAUUUUGUUUAUUUAAAAUGCCACACAGACGGUACCUAUAAAAUAAUAAAAUAUUUAAAUAUUAUGAGGUUAUAUUAGGUACAGUUUUUAUGUGAAAUAUGUUGGCCUGUGUAAAUGAGUAUGAGGAACAGGACUGAGAGAGUAGCUUUUUUUUUUUACUUAAAUAUUUAGCAAUAUGUAUGCUAUUUUCUACUUAGAUGACCCGCGUUUUAAACAUUUUAAACAUCUUAAUUCCAUAUUGUCUCGUAUCUUUUCAAAAUAUCGCGGUAGAUGGCGAUUCGAACGGUGCAAUUAUUUAUUUAAACUUUUAAAAUUACAGACCAAACUCGAUAUUGUAUAUAAUAAUAUAUACCUAUAGACAGUUAAUAUCAACAUGUAUCUAAGAAUAUACAAAGAUAAACGUAUCUAAACAAUUUCGAGACAUUUGUUCGUGUGCGUAUAACAUUUUUCCUAUGGACGGCCAUAUAAAGAUUUAUUACCACUUUGCUGAGAUGAAAUGGAUUUUUAGAAAAAGAUUACUUAUUUAUACGACUGACUUUUUGUUUCUGAUUUUCCUCUCUUGUCGUGUACGCGACCUCUCUUGAGAUCAGAUUCCUAAAUUAGAAUUCAGAUCUUUGAAGUUUCAUCCAAAAGAAUAAAUUGAAGUUAGAGUUGAUUUUUACUAUGUUUAUAUUAACUUGCUCUCGAAAAGGCGAAGUAGUUUUUAAAACUUGUGAUCGAUUUUCGACCCAUUUCCCACGGUUCGAUCAACUUGAAAUUUUCCAUACGCCAAUAUUUUCGAUGAAAAUACAAAAAUCAGAUUUUUCGUAUUUAAUUUAAUAUCAUAUUUUUAUGUUAAAUAUUUCAAGUUUUUAUUACACAUUAUGGCAAAAAUAAUAAAACAAACAUUUAAAUAAUAUUUUCAUUUUUUUAUUGCCUUAAAAUCCACUUUGUAGGUAUCAUCUUAUCAUCUGUACUCUUAUUCGUUUUCGAUGUGAUCAUGGAAUAUGGUAUGUAAAUCAUCACUUCCCAUUAUUAUUUACUUUUUAUUUCGUUUAAUAAACAUAGUUCACAAAAUCAAUUUUUUUUAUUAGCGAACCAAUGGAAGUUAUUGUCUAUAGGUUUUUGCUCUAAUUCAGUUUUGAUAAAUGAAAAUAUGUGUCCGACGCGAUAACAUUUCCUCGUAAAAUUAUUACUUGCCCCCGGUACGUGAAGUAUUAUACCUAAACUUAAAUGUUCGAGCCGUUUGUAUGAAUAAUUCACCAUUCGGUUUAAAAAGUAAUAAUACGAUUUUACUUCUGGGAUUUGUAAUAUGUAUACGAUGGGAGGGGAGAAGAAUACUUCGGACGCGAGUGUAGGUACUUACACAUUAAUAUUUAAAAAACAGGAACUAAUACUGGGGAUGGAAGUGACCGCUGUUGUAGGUGAAAAUUUGGGAUUUUAGGAUACAUUAGGUUAAUUUAUUUAUAUCUGUAAGCAAUAAUAAACCUUUGCUGACGAAAGAUUCCGAGUUCAUUUCGGUAAUACAUAAUUUUUGCAAUUUUUGUUUAAAUUUGAUUUCAAAACGCUCAUUAAAAAAAAAGAAGUCAUCCGAUGAUUUUUGAAAUUUUACCACGUCUAGGUAAAUUUAAUAUAAGUAUUUUUACUAAGUUUCAAGUCUUUACGUGUAUUUACAACCGAAUUAUAGCAAAAAACUCUCAAAAAUUAAAAUUCCUUAAAAACUCAAAAGUGGCUCAAAAGUUUUGGCCAUGGCCAUUUUCACGUAUGAAAGUAAAUCACAAAGGUGACAAAAAAGUUAUCUUGUGAUUUUUUGAUUAAAUCAUUUUUCUGGUAGAAAACACAUCGUCCGUGUUUUUAUAAAAUAAUGAAAUCAUGAAAUUUUAAGUUUUCCUAUGUUUUUUCCCACUUAAGUACUUUUAUUUAAAAAAAGGCGUCGAAAAUUUAAAAAUGACCUCUCUAAAGUAUUAUAUCAAGACAACUUAAGCUUUCAGAAAAGUUGCUACAUGUAAAAAUCAAAGUAAGUUUACUAGAAAAAAACGUGUCCACAGACUAGAACAAAGAAGAAAAAAAUAAACAAUAUUUUAAAACCAAUAGCUCCCUCGCUAUGCUCAGAAUCUAAAAAUAGUGUAUAUGUGGUGUAGAAUGUCUAUAUAUUAUUUAAAGUAAAUUAUUACUAUAUAUAGCUGGGCUGGAAAAAGAUUUCGCUAAAUAAACCUAGUACGCGGUCUAUAAAAAAAAAGUAAAGUGUCAAAACAAUACCAACGAGAAUAUAUACCCAGUACCCACCUUUCUGACCAACUUUCUUCUUCCCAAAAAAAAUGUCUACCAUAUAAUUUAAAAGCGAAUUCGUUGUAGUAAAAUAUCGUCGUAGCAUAUUAUAAUAUUAUAUCUGCUGCAGCAGCUAAACAAACAUUAGAACACUUUUUUUUUUGUAAAACUUUUACUUUGCGUAUUAUAAUAUAGGUAGCUUGAUAAAAAAAAAAAAUAAAAAAAAAAUCUUUACAGAAGUUGCACUUUUUAUAUUUUUCCCCCCCCGAUAUUUACAAUGCGGAUGAAUAAAACCUAAGUAGAUAUACAAAAAAACUGUUGAAUAAUAUCCGAGCAACUUUUUUCUCUACGAAUAAUUGUAUUUAACGAUAUUACAAUUUGUGCUGAUUUAGAUUUGCACAGCUACGAGUUAUAAUAAUAUGCGUUCACAUACUAAUUUAAAGAAAUUCCACAAGAUUACCGACAUCUUAUCGCAAAUAAUUCUUUGGUCCCGGAGAAGAAAGAUUUAAGUUAAGAUUUUUUUUUUUUUUUUUUUUUAAUAAUAGUUUUUCCUUUAUUUUUGUUCUAAAUAGCAUAAGUAAAUAUAUAUUCUAUCACAUGUUUUACUAAAAAUAUCUGUCACUGUGAUGUACAUUUUGUUUAGCACUGAAUAAUGACCUAAAAUUUAAAACGCCAUUUAAUUUAGGACAUUUAGCUAUUGUUUCGUAAUUAUGCUAAACAUUUUCAAAAUUUAAUUUGCCUACAUUGAAAACUAUAUAUAUAUAUAUAUAUAUAUAUAAUUGGCUUUAGCCAAUAUUCCCUGAAACCAAAGAAUUAUUAAUUCAUAAAUCGAUUACAUGAUAAAAUGAUAAAAACAUAAAAUAGGUAAAGCAGCCAAAAAAGGGUUUCUUUUAAAGAAAGGACCAAAAAGAUGACAAAUUUAGAUACUAAAGAGAGUUUUUAAUUAAUUCCUUGGUAUGAAACAUGAAAUCAAUAUGAAACAUCAUCAUAGGAUUUCAAAAUAAAAGUACAAAUACGCUUUACAUAAUUCGACACUGCCUUCUACUUUUUGCGGUUUUAUACUUUCCUUGGCCAAUUCACUACACCUAAUUUCCGUAGUUCUUGUUUUACGCUAUACAUUCAUUUAUCUAUCGCUUUGUUGAACGUCCUAUAGGUCUCUUCUCAUGGUUAGUCUCCACUUAAUAGUCAUCUUAAGUUCAUUUUUUUCCGGUCGUCUCGUCAUACGGUUUAAACCGUUAAAAAUUAUUGAAAUUAUUUGAUGCAUGCUGUGGUCAAUAAUAUAUAAAAAUGCCAGUUGUAUUAUAAAGGGUAUUUAAAAAAAUUAUUUUUAAGAAUUUCUUGAAAGUAAAAUUACUGAAAUUGAACAACAUCAGUAGGUACAUAACAAACUCGUCUGGCAGUAUUAUGAACUCGUGAUAUUCACGUAAAUUAUUAGUUAUUUAUUAUUGCUCCUUGAAUAAACGGAAUAAUAUUAUGUUUUAUUACGAAAAACAAAAAAAAAAAACCGUACAGUACGGUUUUUUUUAUUUAUGUAUUUCUUUUUCAUGCCGUUCACUUUGAUUAGGUGUACGCGCAACCGGAAAAGAAAAGGUCAAUCGUAAAUUCGCAAAUAUUAUUUGCGGUACCUAUACCAUAUAAUGAAAUUUAAAACGGUGUGUUCGUAGCAGAUGUAAUUCGUCCCGGGUUCUAAAUAUUAUCUGCGUGUAGUUUUAUGUUUUAUAUAUUUAACCUGUAUUUCUAUUUUAUCAUUAUUAUUAUAAAUAUGCAUAGUGUGAAUAUUUAUCACGAACCGUCUGAAAACUGUAACGGUUUUAAAAGAAUUGGGAAUUUGCCGUUCUCUACGCGAGUACGCUCUAUUUGCGAAAUUCGUUUUAAAAACACGCUAUUAUUAAAUAUUAAUUUUUCAUUUCAAACAAGAAAGGUUUUAUUUUGCACACCGAACGCUCUUUUUCGAGGAAAUACUCGAUGUUUUUCAAAAUGCCCAUAUAGAAAAUGUACUUAUACGAGUACGUAAGUAAACAAUUAUAUUGAACUCGAACAGCACUUAGGAGAGGUUGUUUUUGAAAUAUAUUCCCGUUUGAUACAUUAAUAAUAAAAUUAAAAUAAUGUGAAAAACUCAUAACAUCACGUUAAAAGAAACGUAGACAAGUAAUAUUAUCCAUUCCUUUUUUUAAUACUUUAAAUGCUAAAAGAGUGUGUUUAUUUGUUUGUUUGUCCUUUUUUUUACCUCACAAUAAAGCGACCAAAUGACGUAAUGUUUAACAUAGAGAUAGUUUGAGGACUGUAAAAUAUAAGUCAAAACGUCUGAGUUUCGCGGAAAACCUAUCCCGUCUUUAAAUUAAAUAAAUAUGUAUCUUCUAGGUGUUUUAACUUAGGAUGACCUUUUACUGCAUCAGCAGAUAGAGCUUGAUGAGGACUGAUAUCAACAUCUAUCCUAAUAAUAUUAAGUAAUUUUGAAAAUGUGACUCUUUAAGGGGUGUCAAUGUAAGUAUGAAAAAAUAACUUAAUAUUAUGAUAAAACUAUAUAAUCACAGACUUACACUAGUAAAUAACGAAAAAUUUUGUUUUUUAUAUAUGGAUGUAAAACUGAAUAAUAGUUACAUAAGACUUUAGGGGAAUGUACAUUCAUAUUUUAUCUCAAUUGUACUUAUUUAUCUUUCAUAUAUGUCGUUGAGAAGGCGUUAUAAAAGUUUACGUGGAUGAAUAUUAUGUAAGCAAGUUUAAGUUUUAAUAUUCAAAGCUACACUUAGAAUAAUAUAUUCAUAUAACAUUUGGUACGAUUCCAAACGGAUGUAACCCGUUAAAAAUAUAUUUUAACAUUUACAAAAAAAAAUCUUUACGAAAUUUAAAAACCCGAGGUUAUGAAAAGUACCUACCUACCUAUUAAUUAAUAUUAUUAUCAUCAUAAAAAUAGUCAUAAAUUAUUAUACUAAAAAAUAUGCUUAGCCAGAGAUAAAUAUGGUAAUUUAUUUAUACAAUAUAUAUAUAAAUUGUCUAAAUAACAAUGUGGUAAUUUUUUUAUAAUACUUUACAUAAUUUCAUAAUUUUGUCUGGGUAGAGAUACUUUACGGCAUAUGAUAAAUUAUUGUUUUUUUUUUUUUGUAUCAAGGCGGUUAAGUAUAGAGAAAUAAUGUGGCGGUCACAGAUAAUAAUAAUAAAAAAAAUAACCCGAAACUUACGCGAUAAAUGCGGUAUAAUAUAAUGACUCGUAUGGUGGUUUUUCACUUAUAAAAAAAACCGUAUUUUUAAUUAUUUCUUUGGUAUUGUACGUUCAUACUACGGAUAUAUUACUACAUACGGAUACAUACUAUCUAUAUUAUAUUAUUUUAAUGAUAAAAAUUAUUUACUUAGUAAUUUUGGUCUUCGAUAUUUUUUUUAUAUAUAUAAUUAUGGUAUUUUAAUUAGACAUAUAGCAAAUUUGUGAUAGAAAGCAAAAAUCAAAAUAUUUUAAAAUAAUAAAAUCGUAAACGCCUUAAAUAUUUAUUUGUUUUUCUAACCUGUUGUUUUUCGGGUUUUCCUAAUUAUGAUGAAAACUGCUUGAAAAAUCAAAAAAAUUAUGCAACAUAAAAGUCUCUUUGUCAUUUAUUGAUUAAAGCAAAAUUUCUGGUAAAAAUGUGGUUUACAGACACUCAAAAAGAAUUGAAAAAAGAAAGUAAACAUCAUAAUAAAACCAAUUAAUAUUCCUCGCUACAUUCAGAAUAUAAAAAAUUAAUAUUCUUGCACACAAUUAAAACAUUCACCGGUUUUCGCUGGACCGUGGCAUUUUCCCUCAGCUUGGAAAAAGUGUAUAAUAAAAUUCCGAAAAAAUAAUAAGAACAUAAUCGAUAUUAAUACUCGAAAUGAAAAUUAUAAUUACUAUUGUAUAUUCUUCGUGUACAUUUAAAAAUAAUACACUUUUUUCAUACUUUGUACCGAAUCUCUUCAACGUGGCUGAAACUUCAGAAUUUUUGUGUUUUAAACCACAGUCACUUCUAAUAAUUUUACAAAAUUAUCUGUUUAAGGGUUACCUAUUCUCAAUAAACAUUUGUUUUUUUUUUUUUUUUUGCAUCAGAUUUGUAUUUUAAAAAAUAGAUACAGGUUAUUAUUCGUAUUUGAAAUAAUCAGCUUUAAAAAUAAUCCAAUUCAAAUAUCCAAUUAUUGUUGUCAAAUCGAAAAUUAUACUACAUGCAGUAUUUAUUUAGUUAUGAUCGUUCAGAUUACUUUUUAGAGAAUUUAAUUGUGUUUUGUUCAAUAACAAUAAUGCCGAAUAGUAAGGGGAUGUUGAAAAAACGAUCACACUAUCUAAUAAUAACAGUACCUACAAUGAAUUUUUAUCGAAACACAAUGCUUUAUUUUUUCUGUAACAGUUUAAUAAAAUCGUGUUGUUUUAUUUUAAACUGUAUUACAGGAUACCUUCCCUUUUUGUGAUAAAUUUUCUCCAUCAACAUUUGAUUUCUAAAGUUCUACGAUUUCGGAAAAUGAAAGAUAAUGAUAACGGUGUAUUUAGUGGAAUUUGAAUCCCUAUUCUAGAACAUUUAAUUUUUUUUUGUUCUUGAAAGAAAAAUUUUUCAACCAUUUACGAAUAUCAUUCCGUAAGUAAAUAGAUGGGUACACGUUGCGUAUUAGCCAAUGACUUGUUUUUUGUGAAUAGGGGGAUGCAUUAACAUAAUGUAGACAAGUAAAUUCACCUAAAUCAUACCAUGUCCAACAAUUUUAUUAUUAGAAGUUGUGCGUCUACAAACGAGGAUCGGGUGGAUCUUCCAAUCCCCACAUCCCCAUAAAUACACCAUUGAAAAUACAGAUAUUCUCAUACUAUGUUUAACAAUUUUAUAAUUAGAAGUUGUGCGCCUAUAAAAGAGGAUUGGGUGGUUCUUCCAAUCCCCUCAUCACCGUAAAUACACCAUUGAAAAUACAGAUAUUCUCACAAAGAUAUCUAAGAUACCCAUUGCAAUAUCUUCUGAAAUAAUAAAGAUAAUCAAAUCCUGUUUUUUUUUAUAUAUAUAUAUAUAUUACUGGCAGGGAUAAGGAUUACAAAUACAUAAAUUUGAAUUAGAAAUUAUCUUUUUAUUUUAUUAUUUUUGAAGAAUUUGAAGAUAACCAUCUAUUAGAAUUUGUUCACCUAAAAAUUUGGACGUUUUAUAUUUUUAUUUUCAUUUAAUUCGAGAUUUUUAAUAAUUAUUUAAAGUUCAUAGAAAAGUACCUAUAAUAAUACAGCAGGCUGUAAUUGCAUUCAUUAAUUGAUUAUUAUUAUGGCUAAAAUUUAAAAAAAAAUUUAAUAAAAGUUGGUAUGUCAACAUUUCUAGAAGAACAAAUUCAAUAAAAUGUCUAUUUUCAAAUUUUUCAAAAAUAAUAAAAUAAAGUUAUUCUUUAUGUUUUUAUUUAAACAUAAAAAAUUAAUUAAAUAAAUAAAUGUAAAUCAAAUAAAUCAUAUUAUUUCAAUCUUUAUAUAAUCGACGAACAGAUAAAUAUGUCUAAUAGGCAAGUAUCUCGUUACAAUAACACUGAUGAUAUGCCAGAAAAACGUUUUUUGAUUUGUGUAAAAUAUCAAAUGCUAGACAGUCACUAUAAUAUAAAUAAAUAUAAUGCAAAGUACAAAAAUUUAAAGUUGAAUAUUAUGUAUUACUUUUUUGAUAAUUUUUAUUCAGUUAGAAAAAGCCCACUACUUCAAUCAAAAAAAAAAAUAUUCUGACAUUUGAGCAUGGAAAAGAUAGACAGGUAAAGGUUGAAAGUUAAAACUACUAACGCCAUGGUGCAUAUAUAAAAUUUAUUUCCGCUAAUUUCAUUUGGUAGUCUGUAGUGAUGUUGGAAGCUAAAAAUAAAAUUCUCCACCUGCACGGUAGAAUUUAUAUUGAUAUUCAACCCGACUUUUAUUACUUUAAUUCGUUUAUAAAAUAAACCUUAAUUCUUAUAAGUUUGUGCUCAUUUGGUCCAGAGGGAGCCGUUAAAAGUGUAAAAAAGUAGUGGAAAAAAGAUACAAAUAAAAUACUGGAUAUUUUAGACUGCAAAAGUCGCUAUUUUCGGGGAAAAUUCUACAAAAAAAAAAAAAAAAAACAUUAUAAAACACAGCUUGGCUAUUUCUUUUAAUAAAUAAUUUUGACAAUUUCAACUUUUUAUUUACGUGUAUAUCACAUAAAAACCCGUGUUAAGCCUGUAAAGUAUAAAUAUUAGAGUUUACAAUACAUUUGUAAUGAUAGUUGGGUUGUUAAGAGUGAUUUUUAAAAAUAAACUUUUAACUUAUCUUAAAUCUUAAGUCAUUACUAUCGUGAAAAUUUGAACUUACUAACUUGGUUACCAACAAAUGAUAGUCAUUUUUUAGAAUAACACUACUUAAACAAGUUUGAAAAAUUGGUUAACUAGCCCAGCUUUGAAUAUAUCGUGUGAAAGUUUACUUUUGCAGUGCGAAUUCUAUAAUAUGAUGCGUGAGCAAUUGUAAUCCCGCGGAGUGAUUACUUAUAAAAAUAUAGGUACUUUUUUAUUAUUAUUAUUAUUGUCAUUACGUUCGUGCGUUUCGCGAGUUUUAAUUCAAACAAACUUCAGCAAAAAAAGUAAAUAUAACUGUUUAUUAUUUUUUAGUUCAGAAUUUACAAAAAAAAUGUAAACAAUCUAUUAUGCAGUUUCUUAUUCAAAAAAAUACUAUUACAACAGCGUGACGAUAAAAAUUACCACCAGGUUUGAUUUAUUUAACGCUGUAAAUAGAACGAUUUAAAAAUUUAUUUUAAUUUAAAAAAAAAUACUGUGAAGUGCAAGGAUACUAUAUGUAUAAAAAAAAUAACACUAUACUCGUGAAUCAACUGGCUAAAUUUUUAAUACUUCGCUCGAAAUAAUAAAUACAAAUAGUUUUUUUUCUCUCGGAAAACAUUUUGUUCAGUUAAUAAAAAGAAACAGAUUUUUUAUACUGUAAUUUACAAGAUUCGGAAUUUUUUAUAUUUCGAACAAUUUUUUUACAAAAUUAAAAAAAACUAAUGGCGAAUUUAAUGAUGUUACACCGGUUUUACUUUGGUGGAACUCUUACAGUUAUAAUAUAUUAUUAUGUGCUCAAGAUCUAAAACGUGACUAAUACUAUAACCUUAUCAGUCAACCGAGUUCCACUAACAAUCAGUUUUUGAUUGCAAUUAAUUAGGUUUGUUUGGAGUACGUAUGAAAGCUAAUAUCAAAUCAUUCCAGUCCGUAUGAUUUAUACCAACGUUCCUAACUUUCGACAUAAAACAGUGACCUACUAAUAAUGCAAAGAAUGUCAGGUUUUUAAAAUUUUUUUUUAUAACUGGGUAAUCUAAUUUAUAAUAAUAUUCAUAUUUUCGAAUAAAACCGAAACUCAAAUAGCAUAAUGAUCAUAUAUUUUCGUUAAUAAUUCUUUAUUAGUAAACUUUAUUAUUUUUAAUUUCGUACGAAACGAGGGACCUAUAAUUUUUAAAAUAACGGUGUUUUUUUUAAAACAUUUAUUACUAGUAAACGUGUUUUACAAAAACCCUUGUUUACGCCGUCGGGAAGCUGGUAUUUCUAUAGUUCUAUGACAUGAACCACCGACAACAAAAUAAGGAUAACAAUAAGCGUAUCCAAGGGGUAAGAAGGAUUAAUAAAUUGAUUAGUCCCCUUUGGGUAUAUUUGUUUAUAAUCAAUAAUUUUAUGUUCGAACUCUGUUCCGAAUCGUUUAUCGAUAUACUAUAAUAUACAUUUUUUUUAUCAUCUUCAAUAAAUCAGACAUUAUUCUUUUAUACCCAAAAACGAGUUUCGUAUCUUUCGAACAGGAAUAUAAAUUGAUUUGUAAUAGUAUUUUAUUGACCGAUUUGUAUAUGUAUAAAAAAAAAUAAAACCUUUUCAAAUCGGUAGGUACCCAUUGUAUAAUUAUUAUCAUGUCAAGCGUUUUGCGGUCAUUUUUGAUUAGUUUUCCGUUUUCGCCACAUGAUAAUGAAAUUAUAGUUUUCGCGGCACUACUCGAUUUUCACCGAUAAACAAACAAUAAUUUGUUUUUAUAAUUUGCCUAAAAUCCGUUUGCUCGUAACAUUAGUAGGCGAUGAACGAAAAUAGAUUCGUGCGAUAUGUUCGUAAAUAUUAUAGGUAUACAGGGUGGCAUUAAGUGGCUACCUUCACUAGAUAUUUCGAAAAGUGUUAACUUUUUUCAAACAUUUUUUUUUACAGUUUAAGAAACAAGCAGCUCCAAAAUUUUACAUAAAUAUCGUUUUUGUCACUCUUAUUUUUAAGGUUCAAACGACUACUUAUUUUUGAUACUCAAAUGGUAAUACAUAUUAAACUUAAAAGUGGAAUAUCUCAUUAAUUGUCCGAUGGAAAUCAAAAACAUAAUUAAUACUUCAUCUAUUAAUAGAAUUAUUAUUAUAGAAGUUGCUAUUUGAAAACCAAAAUUUGUUCACUAGUUCCCACCAAAAAUAAGGGUGAGGAACAUAUAACAUAUUAUAGCUGCUUGUUUCUUAAAUUAUUAUUUAAAAAAAAAUUAUGUUUGAAAAAAGUCAAAACAUUUCGAAAUUUCGAGUGUAAUAAUUUAAUAAAUGGAUCACCUGUGUGUAGAUAUAUAGAUAUAUGUAAUAAAAGUUUUGACUUGUAACGGUUUAUUCGAUUUAAAGGAACUUACGAAAAAUUCGAGAGCCGUUCUGAUGGGUUUAAGCCGCCGGAUUUGCUUUGCACAAUCGUUUUUUUAACACGUAAUAUUUUACGAAAAACGCGUAUAAUUUUAAUGGCCUUGUAAAAAUUGAAAUCACUUUACUUUUUUUAUAUAUUGUUUGUAUACAUGUGUUAAUAUAUUAAAAACUGUCGAAAUUCCUCUGAUAUUAUACCUAAAAAAUUUAAUUAUAAAUUGAUAAUUAUUUAGCAAUAAUUAUCUGACCAAUCAAUUCAAUUUCAGUAUCCUGUACUUUGUUUUAUUAUUUAUAAGUCUCGACUAGUCAAAACAUCGACAACUCGAGAUAUCGAAGUUUAUACAAUUAAACGGCAUUGUUAUUGUUCUAAAUUCAAUAUAUAAAUAUAUAUCAACAUUUUUUUUAAAAAAAAAUUAAAUACAGUAAAACGUUGUACUUUUUUUUCUAUUUCGAACCUCACUUCGAAAACAGAACUUGGAAAUAACGAAUAUGAAUGCACUAUUUCAUUUAUCAAAUCGUUGGUAUACUGAAUCGCUCUAUCUGACGGUCUAUUCGAAAGGAAAAUACACGAACAUUUCUAAAGGCACGUCAGAUAUAUCAGUUCGACAAAAAAGAAAAAAAAACAUAAAAUUGUAAUUUUAUUCGCACGUGUACGCAUACAAAAUGCGAAAACCGUGUGCAAAACGUACUCGACAGAGAUCAAAAGGAUACAAACGCGCGUACCAACAUUAUAUUAUCAUUUUGAACGUACACAAUAUAUUUGUGCGAAUAAUCUACCGUCGUCGUCGAGGACCUCUAGCGUAAAAUUCUUUCCCGGUUUGAUAUAUUAUUUAUCGAGUAAAUGAGAAAGGAGAAAAAAAACGUUUUCCCUAAAAAAACGGACCCACAAGGAUGUUGCGCGCCGCCAUAGGUGUCGUUCCCGUUUUAGUUUCUAAUAUUUUAUCGCUUGCCUUCGGUACAUUUAUCGGCCGUGCUGAACGUGAACCCACUGGAUAAUCUCCACGCGUAAAGGAAAACUGAAUAAAUUGUUUGCAUUGUAAUAUAAUACAAGUUUUCGGCGAAUAUAUAGAACAAUAUGGAAUAUAGAUAUUCAGCGGUUAACUGGCCAGGAAAUUUCCCGGUGGACCUUAUGCGCUGCCAUUUGAAAAACAUUACGCUAUAGUUUAUUUUGUAGUAUAAACUUACAACGUUUUCCUUUUUUUUUUUUUUUCUCUCCAAAAAAAGACUGUUCUACCUAUGAGUUCAAAAAUUCUGUCGGAUUAUCAGAAUUACCAACAUUUCAGCUGAAUUUUGCUGAGUGUAAAUGAGGUUUUGCCGUGAUUAUACUACGGUUGAACUUUAAACGAUCGAGUAAUUCGGCUUUUAUGCCUUUGAUUACAUUAUAGUUGAUCUCGCUCAUUUUAUUCACAACUUGUAUUAACAGUUAAUAAACUUUAAAAAAUCAAGAAUUGAAUUGUGUCGAAUAACGAAUGUUGCCAAGUUUAUAGUGUAAAUGUUCGAUUGAAUUGACAUUUUUGCAUUCGAUACAAUUUUAGUUGAUCUCAAUUAGUAGUUUGUGUGAAAUUCCAUACCUAAUGAUUCCACAUUAUCUUUGAAUUUAUUUACCAAAUCGCUGAUUUUCGAUUCAUAUAUAUAUGAUUUAUUUACAGCGAAGGGAAUAGUUCAAAAAUUAAAAUUCACAUUACGAAAUUCGUUACCAUAUGGAGUAGGGCCUAAAAUACAUCUGAUAUCAGGAGAUAUACUUUUGAAUUCUAUUGUUGAUAGAGUUGAUAGAUUUCCACAACCAAAAAAAAACCUGCGGGGGACGCAGCUCUUUAUACAUUACCUCAUAAAUUUAUAUUAUUUAUAAAAAGUGUGAUUAAUAAAAGUAACAAAAAAUAAAUGUAAGUAAAAAUUUGAAAAAAAUUCACUUAUGAAAAAAUAAUUUUAAUUGAAUAAAAUGUAUUGAUUAGAGUAAGACCAUUAAUUGAUUAUUUGUUAUUAGCUUUACUGUUAUUUCUACAAUUUAACUAAUAUACACGUCAUAAAACUUGAUACGCAAAUUUGUAAUUCAGGGGACACACUAUUUUAGGUACUAGUAUAGAUGGAAAGAUCAUAUACGGUAUAGAAUAAAAACACAAACAAAUUCUUAAAAUAUUAUACUCUACUUAAAAAACAUUUAAUUAUGACGAUAAAAGGGGUUUUAUUAAUUGUAUAAAUUAUUUGUACCAAUCGAUUGCAACAGAUAACGAUUGUUUUUUUAGAUAUUGUCCAUACACGAGCAUAGCCAGGUAACACCGUCUAGUACAAGGUUUUUCAACCUUGAAGACACGACUUCCUAUGGAGGCGUGCUGCAUACUGUGCUCCUCAUAAAAUUUUCACGGCACAUGUCCUAGUCAUGAAUAUUUUUAAGACCUUUUUUUCGGUUAUUAUUUAAUAUUUUUUCCAUCAAAUUUAAACUUAAUAAUAAAUCAUUUAAUUUUUCUAAGUUUAUUUAACUAAACGAACCUGGUCUUUUUGAACUUAUAACAUUUGAGAUGACAGAUGAUUUUAUUUCAUAAUAAUUAUUAUCAGUAAAUGAAUAUCAUAAAUUUAUUUAAAAAAAAAAAAAAUACUCUUAUGGUAUGCUGUUACAAUGAAACUAUAAAACUAUAAAUGUAAUGUCUAACAAAUGAUUAUAGUGUAAACGACCUGUACGUUUACAUGCAUUUAUCCAACUGGAACGGAUAAUCUGAUAAAUAUUAUUAUACAUUUCAUUACAGUUCAAUACUAAUAUGAGAUACCUUAUCUUAAUAAUUUUCUUCCUACAAAUUUUCGAUUUAUAAAUAUAUAUCAGAUGCAUUAUAACAAAGCACCUAGUUUGAAAACUACUGAUAUAUUACAUAUUCCAAUCGUAUAGUAGUGAGAGGGGCGUGAUAUAAUGCAAUAGUUUUAAAAGAAAGCUUGGAUCCUAAAAGAUUGAGAACCCAGGUAUAUACCUAUAAUAUAUAGGAAGGCUGUUGGUUGUAACAUCGUUCCAGCACUUUUUUUUUUACACUGAUUGGACUAUGAAUCAAUGGGAACCUUCUUUAUACCCAAAAAAGUCGUCAAGUGAAAACAAUAUUCUAAAUUUUCAAUCGUUCGAGAGAUAGAGCGCAUAUAGUUUGACCGAAAGACACGGCCAAAAUCAUAAAGUAAAAGUUACAAUACUAAAUAAUAUAACAAAGUGCAGUUCAACCGUUUUUAUUUUCCGAGAAAAUUCGACAAAAUAGCUUUGUCGAGUGCGUAUACAAAUGUACGAUUGGUAGGUACAUAAUACAAAGUUAUAUACGAUAACAUGCGCGUAUUAUAAUCAAAUGUAAGACUCUAGCUGCACAAAUUGUAUUUUAUAAUACGGACUUUGAUUAAAUCUCUCAAUUCAGUUUUUCAAUAGAGAUGCAAACAUUUGGAUCGGGCUGAUUUUUCAUUCCAUUCAGCCAUUUAUAUACCUAUUCUGUUUAUUUUGUGGAACUGAAAUCAUUUUCCGCUCGCGCGUACUCGUAUUCCUACUUUAAAUUUUGAUAUUCAAAAAUUUUUGUUUGUUUUCAUUAUAAUACUAGUCUAAACUACGGUCAUAAUUUAUUUUUCGAUGAAAUAAAUUAUUGUAUUAUCAUUUACUCCAAGUGACGUCACUUUCUAUGCGCACUGUUGUCUUGCUGAUGUGACUGAAUAAUUAGCCAUGGUAAAAAUAUUAACCACGUCAUAAAUCACUAUGUCUUAUUCUCACAUCACGGCCGAACUCCGGUAAAAGUGGCCAUUGAAUAUGGUUCGAUUACCGGUUAAUUUCACUCCACUAGGCCAUUUAUAUAUCCUGUUUACUUUACGGAAUCUAAAAAUAUUUUUCCUAAAACAAAAUUGAUAAAUUAAUUCAAUUUCAAUAUCAUACAUCUAUUUUUUCGUCAAUUUGUUGAAAUUACAACAAAAUAAUAGUCAUGAUAAAAAUGUAUCACCCAUCAUGACUCACUCUCAUAUCUCAGUCGGCCGAACAACGAUAGAAAUGCCCAUUGGCAACACUGCGAUUGUAUUUUACAUUUUACAUUGUAUCGACGAAUUUAUAACAUCUUAUACAGGUCAGAAAAACAUUUUUCAAAAAAGGGCUGCCAAUGUAUAGUCUGAAUCCUAACGUUUAAGAGCUUGACCAAGAACUUAUUAUGUAACAAGACACAUAAAACAAUACUCUGGAAAUAAUAAUAUUAUUGUGCCUCUGAAUGUCUAUUCUCAAUAAUUGGAAAUUUAUAUCAGCGGUUUGAAAAAUCUACCAGACAGAAUAUAUUAACAUUUUACGUAUAUUUUAACCAAAAAUUCUGUGACCCCGAGUGCGAAUCGUCAGUCUUGUUGAGUGUCGGUUUUUAGUAUGAAAAUAAUAAAAUUGUAAAAAUUGACUACGCAUGUGUAUCCCUGAAUGUUUCGGCGAAAACGUCGCAAAAUCGUUAACAACGUGUCACGAAACAUGUUUGCGACUAUUUUCACUGAACCGUAGCGAAAAAUUCGUACCUUGGAAAUUAUUUUGGAAAAUAUUAUGUUUUCUCCCGAGGGAGACCCGAAAAAUGUAUUUCUACUUCUAGCUUUCAGAAAUUAUUCCGAACUGCCAUAACAUAUUUAAUACUAUUGUAUGGAUCAUAAAUAGCUGUAUAUAAAAGACAUUGUACGAGCACAAAUACGAAUACAUACGAAUUGCAUAUACAUAAUCGGAGAAAAAUAAAAGGAAAAAAUUCCAUAAUACGCUCUCCAGUUAUUUUCGUCCUAUUAUAUUAUACUUUACACGGACGAACUUUUGCCGUGUGUUAUGAUGUCGGUCACGUAUCUUUUAUAUUAAAAAAAAAGGCCUACAGUAGAGAGUAGAGAUUUUGAAAGAGGAAAUUAAUGAGAAUUCAGUAACCCAUACCUACUGGAUUACCGUGACUGAAUUACCAUAGUUUAUUGCACACAGAGAAUAUCAUAAUAAAUGCGCACAUAUACUAUGUAUACGAGUACAUAUGUAUACGCUUAGUUGACACUUUAGAGUACACGCUAGAAAUAUAUUUUAAGCACUCGGUAUUUAAAGUUGCAGUAUACGUAUUAUGUUUUGUCGUACCUAUGAUACGAUUCAAAUAUUUCCAAUGUUACAAAAUAAUAUAAUAUUAUAAAUUGUCGUAUAAUACUCACCCGUCACCCGAGGAUAGAUCCCCGAUCUGAUAGGUCGUAGCUAUUUAUAAUUGCGAUAAUUCGUAAACAAAUUGUAUAUUUUUUAAUACUUAUUACUAGGGUUUCUAACAAUUUAAAUGUAACAUGUAAGAUCAAAAAAAAAAGUAAUAUCAUUUUUUUACCCGGAAGUUCUUUAAAUAUACCCCCUAAGAUAAAUAUUUCGAAAAAAAAAUUAGUUUAACAAUAGUUUUAUUAUUACUAGUACAGUAUGUAAAAUUUUUAUUAAUUAAUAAAAGAAAAACAACAUUUUAAAACAUAUAUCUACCAAUAACUGACCAAAUAUCAUCGUCGUUAACACUCUAUAGAAUAUGGUACAUUUGUAAUAAAACUCGUGUCUAGUGAAUUGAUUAAUGGAUUUAAGAGGCUAUAUAUUAAAGUAAAUUUGUUUGCAAUGUUCUAUAAUUUAACCGUUUGCUAAACGAAUCGCCAAAUACAAUCCUCGUUUGGUCCGUUCAUUAAACACAGAAGUAUUCAUGACAGUAAACGUUAUCUGAUGAUUCUUGACGGAUUAUAAUUUGUUAGUCAUUGACAAAAUUAGUAAAACUAAAAUCAUUAGAAAUCCCGUAAGUCGAAAAUGUCCAAUUUACUCUGUAAAACUGGGUUUUAAAUUUAUAAUCAAAUAUCAUUUAUUCCGAAAUUAUAGCAAAUAAAAAAAACUUUGGUGCAUUGUUUAAAAUUUGUAGAACAAAAUAUAAUUUAUUUAGAGUUAUAUAGGACAUUAUGUUCCCAGCGCUAGUCAUAGCUAAUAUAUGCAAUAUAAUAAUAUAAUCCGAGUUAAAAUCUGCGAGAUUACUGUGGCGGAAAAAUUAAUCAAUUAAGUGUACAUUAUGAACAUGAAUUGUGCGUAGUUUUACAAUAUAAUAAUUAAACGCUUAAAAAAUUACGAGUGCCCGCACCCAGGAUAAUUUAUCACGACGGUGAUACUUAUUUACUUAAAUGCACUGUUGUCAGUACGAUUAACUUUUUUUCUAAGGAGAAUGUUGCGUAUGGGCCCAAAAAAGAGAUUGAUCACGUAGCUCUCUGUUUAAAUUGACGUGGUUAGUAUAAUACACUAUAGCUGCUUGUACCCUAACAUUUUAACAGAAGGGAUUCAACUUUUUUACCAUGCUAAUAAUAUUAUAGAGUAUCAUUAAAAAAAAAAAUACUAUUCUUAAGUUUCUAGUCGUAUGGCUCGGUGCACUAUUUUACAGAAAUAAUAAUCUAAUUGAUUUUUUCUCAUUGGAUUUUUAAAUCGAUAUUAAUAAAUUAUCGGAAAUAUAGUUUAAUCCAAAUUCAUAAUAUUUAUUAAAAAUAAAAAAACGAAUGUUUAACUUUUUUUAAAUUUUCAUUGAAUAUAAAUGUUUAGUAAAAAUAUAAUAUCAUAUGUAGUGACAUAAUUAAGGGCCUAUUGAGUCAUGAGGAACCCAUCUUUAUUGUGUAAUAUUCCUUAAAGUAAAUUAAUAUUGAGUAUAUACGUUAGUUUAAUGCAACUAUAUAAUAGUUUAUAAAAGAUAAUCAUAAUUUAUUUAUUUUUCGAAAACAACGAUGGCAUUUGUCAUUUAAACAAUUGUUUGACGUUAAAAAUAUAUAGAAAUUGUCAAACUAAUGUGUACUCUUUGUUAUAAAGUUAAUUUUACUCACAUAUUAUAUAAAAAACAUUUGUUUAUAUUCACGCGAGGCGUGUAACUUAGUCAUAAGUAAUUUAAUUUGUUAAUUAAAUUUUAAGAUUUAAACUCGUGAAUGCCAAAUCUUGAAAAUAGUACAUCUAUAAAAAAUACAUUAUCUGCUUAAUCAUUGAUAUUUGUCUCUAAAAUAUUUAGAUAAAAGUUAUGUAUUUAUUAAUACGAGUUAAAAGAUAAUUAAAAACAUAUCAAAAUAAGUCUCGACACUGCUUAUGGCACAAAAUUAAAAAGUCAAUUUCCUUACGUAAAUAAGUGUAAAAACAAUUUAACGUUUACUAUAUUACAAAGUCAGAAACAUAGAAGUAUAUUUAAAAUCGUCGCAAAGGUCAUAGAAAAUAAAACAAUUCAACAGUUUUGUUUAAAAAUUACUCAUUGACCCUUGAAAGUUGAAACUAAUUAUGUACUCUCGCAGAUGUGUAUAAAACAUCUAUAGUACAGGCUUUUAGGAAAUUGGCUUUUGUUUUUAAGCGCAGUGAACCUAUACGUCUCUAUUUUUCGUAUAUCACCGUCGCGGUCAUUUAGACAUAAUGUAUAUAAUAUACAAGAGUAUUAUACAUAUUAUACAUAUUUACAUACCAAUUAAUUCAGACCGUUUUAUGAAAAUAUUACCCUCGCAAAUUAUUUAUACGACGACGAAUUGAUAAGUGCGUGUGUUCAAAAUACUCAAAACGCGAACAAAUAUACAUGCUCGCGAAUACCGUACAUAGUGUUAUCAAUAUGUACUUUUUUUUUAAAAUUCUGAGUAUAGCGAAGAAUAUAUUAGUAUUGCAAAGACGUUAAUUUUUUUAUGAGAUCACUUUUUUUACCUAAAAGUUUACUCCGAUUAUCAAAUAUAGCAUCUUUUCAGAAAGGAAAUAUUUUCUGGGUGAUGCUUUACAGAAAUCAUUUUUUUUUUUUAAUUCUCAUUAAUAUUCGAUAUAAUGUGGAAAACCUUGUUCUUUAGGUUAAAAAACAUUGAAAAAAUAAAAAUAAGGUUGUCAUUUUUAAACAAUCAUUGUUGUCAUGGAACCUUACAUUGUUGUUAUCAUUUAUUAUAUAUUUAUUUUAUAUUAUCAUUUUAUUAUAAUAUAACAAAGCAACACUAUCAACUGAACAACGCUCAGAAUCAAUUUUUCAUCGGCAAUGGUUUAUCGUUGCUUACUGACACAUUAAAUUCCCAUCUGUAAUCUAUCUUUCCAAUGUCCCAAAUACAACAGUGGUUGUGCCCACGUGCGAAGUAUGUCCAUCCUUUUUUAUUUUGUUGUAAUUCAGUUAAAAAUAUUAGUAGAGACUUGAAAAUUUGACUGAAAACUUAUAUUUGCUUUAAAUAAACGUAGUGAAAUUUUCAAAACUUUUGAGCUAUUUAUACACAAUUGUAUUCGAUACAGGUACUCUGCGGAUAAAAUUGUUGAGACUAAACAGAAACGUUUAAUAUUUGACAGGUUCAUUAGAACAUGUACUUAGCGGUAAAAAAGUAUGUCCAUUCUUUUUUUAUAACUUUGUUACAACGUGCAUAUGGCUGAAGUCAAGAUAAAAAUUUACUCCGAUAUAUUUUCUGAACACUUUUGUCGUACACUUUCUGUUACGGAAAUAUUAUCGAAUUGCAUAUUAAGUAUACACGUUUAUUUUUAAAAUAUUAAUUUAUCUAAUUAUAUAUAAAUUGUGCAUGGGUAGUAAAUAAGCCAAUAUAAAUUAUCAAAGUAUAUAAUACCUCUUAUUCCUGUCAUGAAUUGCACUUAAUUAUUCUGCGUCAUUAAACUAUUUAACAUUUGUGUCAAAAUAUUGAUCGAUUUGUGUGCUAUAAAACACCGAAAUAAUUUUCGAUGUUAGAUGAAAAUAGGAAGUUAUUUAAAACGAAAAAUAAUAUCUAACAAUUAUUUUUUUUUUCUAUGGAAUUAAGUAGAACGUACAUUCAAUUUAAAAUAGAGCAAUACAAAAGCUGUUUAUUUACAUAGGAAAAAACUAUUUUACGCAAAAUAAUUUAUCAUUUUACGAUUAUACGUCAUAGUAUUCAUUGCGAUAGUCGCAUGUUUGGUUUUUUCGGGUUGCAUAUCAAUGUAUAUGAAACAAAAAUAAUAAAUACGAGCAUUUUGGUAUUGGAAAACUUUCUAAACCGCGGAAUAUUACAACAUAUAUAAGUUUUCGUAUAUUCGAAGCUCCACGAGGUUCCUGCGACGGGCGUCGGUCAAAAACGAUUAUUUUUCGGUAACAAAAAACUUCCGGUCACAUUUUAUUGUUAUCAUCGCGUCCGUUUCCCGGAUUUCAUACACACACAUACAAACAAAGGGUUACCUAUUGAAGCCGUAUGCAAUUAUUAUUGUAUAUUAUUAACUUUAUAAUAUAAACGAUAAUAUAUGUUUUGUAAACUAAUUUAAUUUUUUUUAUCUAUACAGGUGCGACCAAUGUGCGUUGGGAUGUGA